AUGUCUGUGGAUACACUGUUUCUAGACAAGGUCGAGGAACCACAGAACUUCAACAACAACGCUCCGUUUGACCUCCUUGUCAGCGACCUAUUCCUCAAACUCGAAGCCACAAACCUGGAAAACAAGGGCCCUACGAUACGGUCAGACUUUGUGAAAACAUGGCGAACCCACUUUGGCCCCAACAUCUACCCGGCCGUCCGGCUCAUCUUUCCCAAUCGGGACGGCCGCAAGUACCAUGUCAAGGACGUGGCGUUGACGAGACUCGUGAACAAGUUGCUCAAAUUGCAACCUGGACUGAGCGACUACCAGACGAUCAAAAACUGGAAAAAGCAGUUUCAGCUGAAGGCGAGUUUGGCGGGAAGUAAUGAGCGAGGCCAAUUGGGCGAUUUGCCGUUGAUAAUAGCUCGGAUCAUGCUGCGGAGAAGAGACCUGAAUGUGCCGGUGAAAAGUACGCUAAAUGUGGACCAGGUGAACGAAGCGUUGGACCAGUUGGCGAGCAAAACACGUUCGGAGGAGCAGUUGGCGGUGCUCGAGCCGUUUAUCCGCUGUGUGUUCCAGAUGAUCCUCAAGGAACUGAUGCUUCUGUUUUUCGAGAGGGCGUUUUUCCAGGCGUGGCAUCCGGACGCCUACAAUUUGUUCAAGGUCUGCGAGGACAUGAAGAAGAUAUUCUGGGUACUCCAUGACCCGGAGGUCCGUUUGAAACCCACCCAGUUGUGUGUCCAGCCUUUGUACAUGUUUGUGCCGCAAAGCUCCCACAAAUUGGACAUUUCCUACGACAGCUUGUGCAAGCGGAUGACGGUGGGAUUGCAAAAAGAAAAUAAGGACCCCAAGUUGGUGCAGCUCUACAACCAGGAGAACAUCGAGGGCCACUUUCUCAUUGAGGAGAAAAUCGACGGUGACAGAAUGCUAAUGCACAUGGUGGACGGCAAGUUUCGCUGGCACACGAGACGAAGAAGAGACUACACUUUGGUUUACGGGGAAAACGUGCACAUUGGCUCGUUGACGAAGCAUUUGACCGACGCUUUUGACGAAAAAGUCCACAGUAUAGUGCUCGACGGAGAAAUGGUAGCCUGGAGCAAAGACAGAGAGAUGAUUUUGCCGUUUGGGACGCUCCGAUCUGCAGCCAUUCAGGAAGCCCUCAAGCAGUUUGACGUGAUUGACGUUUAUGAGGGAAACAACAGCUGGCCGUUUUUUCUCAUUUUCGAUAUUCUCCAUCUCAACGGCAGGGACCUCCUGGGGCUUCCGCUUUUUUACCGCAAGAACUUGAUAAACAAGGUCGUCAAGGAGGUGCCCCACCGGCUCGAGAUUCUCGAGUGGGUCAAGGCCAAAUCGCCCACAGAUAUCAAGGCAAAUAUGCAGCGGAUUGUUACCGAGCGAAACGAGGGCAUCAUGGUGAAAUCCUUGCUUUCCAAGUACAGAGUGUACAGCCGGGAGCUGACCUGGAUCAAGGUCAAGCCGGAGUAUUUGGAGAAUUUCGGCGAAAACCUCGAUUUGGUCGUUAUAGGCAAAAUCGGCCGUGUCAAGACAUCCUAUAUCUGUGGACUCAAGGAUAUCGAGGAGGACGGCUGCUACAAGCUGUUUUGCAUGGUGGCCAACGGGUUUCUGAACGCUGUUUAUCGGCAGAUCGAAAGCAAAUUGGUGAAUUUCUGGAAGGACUAUAAUGUGCAAAAACCACCAUCCACACUUAUCCAAUUCGGCACGAAAAAACCAGACUACUGGAUCGACCCGGCCAACCUGAUUGUGCUUGAAAUCAAGGCAAGGUCUAUUGAAGUGACUGCCGAAACGCCGUAUGCCGCUGGGUCUACCCUCCACAAUUUAUGGUGUAGAGCUGUAAGGGAGGACAAGGAGUAUGAUGAAUGUAUCACGCUCCAGGACUACCAGGAGCUCAAGGCGAAAUAUGCACUGGACAUUUAUAAAAACCAGGACGUCAAUCGGAACCACAAACGGCCUGGCGAAAACCUGAUUGUGGAAAAGUACGAGAAGGUGAAAAAGCUCAAAAUCUCUGCUGAGCUGAACGUUUUCCAAAACCUCCAUUUGGUGAUCGCCACAGACUACAGGAACCCGGACGAGCUGCAAAGCAUGAGUGCCGAGGCCUUGAAACAGCUUGUUCGGCUGCACGGAGGCCGUUUGGCGCUCAAUCCCAAAAAAGACGAGCUUUAUGGCAAAAGCGUCGUGGUGAUUGGCUCGAACCUCACGCCACGUCUCCAGCGGUGGCUUGAAGAAGGCUUCGACAUUAUUUCGCCAGCGUGGGUGAUCGAGACCAUCCGUGUCAAGCGGCUUUUGCCGAUAGAACCGGGAUUUAUCGUCGGCAGCGAAAAUCCAGAGCUCGUGCAAAGAUCAGCACACAAUGUGGACCAGUUUGGCGACAGCUACUUGGUGAGCGGCAACUGCCCAAAAGGACUUCUUCUACACCUUGCCGAUCUCAACGUUCCGAGGAAGCUUGAGCCCGAGAGUUUCUCCAAAUGCCGGCAGAUCUUCCAGUCUGGUGAAGGCCCACGGUGGUAUGGCCUUUUCAGCGGGUUGAGUUUUUAUCUUUUGAAAAUGCCCGCCAGCCUUGAACGCAGAAUUACCCGUUUCGGCGGUGUCUGCGUUGACGACUGGCAAAAGUGCCACUACGUUGUCUGCCGUGAAGCACAGAAGCUGGACAUCAAAACGAUCAGCACGGCUAUGGGCCGGGUAUACGAGGAAGGACAAAGGCUUGCAUUGUUCGUCCAGGAAGGCUUUGUCGGCGCCAGCAUUGCCGCUGGAGUUAUCGUUGAUGACGCUGCCUACAGGGUUUAA
This is a messenger RNA of Candidozyma duobushaemuli, 2781 nucleotides long. It is a transcript of the gene LIG4, whose product is annotated as DNA ligase (ATP). Lineage: Eukaryota; Fungi; Ascomycota; Pichiomycetes; Serinales; Metschnikowiaceae. Gene Ontology annotation, biological process: DNA biosynthetic process; double-strand break repair via nonhomologous end joining; nucleotide-excision repair, DNA gap filling. Gene Ontology annotation, molecular function: ATP binding; DNA binding; DNA ligase (ATP) activity. Gene Ontology annotation, cellular component: DNA ligase IV complex. The transcript has 3 exons. The record is from RefSeq and is a predicted model, not a curated record. Bases 1 to 2781 code for a protein of 926 amino acids.